ACCUCUCCUUCUGAUGCAGUCAGCGCACUAAAACAAGAAUUUGAGGACAACACCUUUGUUGAACAAGCAGGUGACAACUUUUACGAGGAUUACGACAUGCAGAACUUCGGAAUUACGGGUCCUCCCUCACAGCAGGUGCUUGAAAAAAGGGAGGGGAGAAGAGAGACCAGGGCCUCGGCAGCGGAGCAAGUGGCUUUUUCUGAAAAAAAUGUUCCAGUGGACGCCAGUAGUAGGACUAUCAAGAGCCUGACGAACAUCAAUGUGAGGGUCAGUGACGGAGGGGCGCUCGCAGUCGCCGCGAAGCCGGCGGUUUUGCCCGAACAAGCAGCAAGUAGUAGCCGACCGAGCAGGUAUGGUAGGAACUCCACUUCUAAUUAUGCGGAAGUAGGAGCAGCUGGCGAAGAUUUCGUCGUGGGCCGGAAUGGUAUUAAAGCUGCACAGCAAUCUACGGCACCACCUCCAACGAGACGGUCAAGUAGAAGUCCCUCGACUGAGAUCGUUAGAAGACCCUUGCUGGAUACGCAGGCAGCUGCCACGUCUACUUCGCCGAAGCGGGUGUCGCUCUCGCAACAGCAGCGGUUCAAGUCUGAAAUUUUGUCGAAAGAUUUGAACUUUUGCAACUGGUGCGAGCAGUUGGUGCAGGCGACACAGCUCACCGGGGCCCCCUCGGACACAGCGCCGCCCACCGGGGCCCUGAGUUUGCCCAAGUCCGCGAUUUUGCGCCGGUUCGCGCGGUUCUCGGCGCAGACAAACCUCGCGGUGGAACUAGGC
Messenger RNA from Amoebophrya sp. A120, 771 nucleotides. Lineage: Eukaryota; Dinophyceae; Syndiniales; Amoebophryaceae. The record is from the annotation of a GenBank genome assembly.